AUGGAUUCCUCAACGGUGCCGAGGACGUAUCCCCGUCACUAUGUUUCUAAGUUGGUGCCGAGCUCUGCGGCUAGCAUCACGAUUCUCCUCAUCGCAGCAUCUGUUGUGGACUCGGUCCUCCUUGGUUACGAUAGCUCCCUCAUGGGUAGCUUAAACGUCAUGCCGACGUAUUUGGGUUACUUUACCCUCACGACGGCCACAAAGUCGCUGAACACAGCCAUCUCGUAUGUCGGUGGAGCUUGCGCCGCAGUCCCAGCCGGUUUCGUCACCGAUUGGCGUGGACGCCGCGAGACUAUCUAUUGGAGCUGCCCCAUCACGUUGAUCGGCGCCGGCAUCCAGAGCGCGGCGCAAAAUAUUGGCAUGUUCAUCGCCGGCCGCUUUAUUCUCGGAUUUGGCAUGGCUUUUGCCACGACCGCGGCGCCGACCUACGUCUCCGAAACGGUACCGCAAAAGUGGCGGGGGCUUGCCCUGGGCUUGUAUUAUUCGUGCUGGUGUGUGGGCACUCUGAUCGCAUCUGGAGUGUGUUAUCGUAGCCAAUACAUCCCAUCAACCUGGGCCUGGCGACUUCCCAGCGUUCUUAUGGUCAUCUGGUCGAUCCUUUGCGCGGUGGUCCUGCUUUUCGUUCCCGAGUCACCUCGCUGGCUCAUUGCGAAAGAUCGAGGCGAUGAGGCGCUUGAAGUUCUAGCUCUUGUUAAUGCCAAUGGCGACAAGUCGGACCCGGCUGUUCUGCUUCAGUACCGCGAGAUCAGCGACACUAUCGCCUGGGAGAAGGGCGAGGGCCGGCAGCUCACGCUUCGUGAGGCGUGCACCAAUCCUGGAAAUCGGAAACGGCUUAUUAUCACCGUGGCAUUCUCCGCUAUGAACAUGUUUUCCGGUAAUAACGUUAUUGCGUACUACUUCGGCACGAUGCUGGCGCAGGCUGGCAUCACGUCCGCGACCACGCAGCUCGAGAUCAACGUCAUCUUGAACGCCUUUGCGCUGACCAUCGCUGUCCUUGGGUCGAUCUUCGUUGACAAGGUCUCACGCAAGGGGCUCUGCGUGUGGUCUCUAGUAGGCCAAAUCGUCGCAUUCUAUAUUUUUGCUGGCCUCUCGGCGAAAUACGGCAAUUCGACGGAUAAGUCGGGCAUCUACGCGACCAUCGCCAUGUUAUUCAUAUUCAUCGGGGCGUAUGCUUAUGGGAUGACACCUUUAACAGUUCUGUGGCCGCCUGAGGUGCUGUCGUACCGGCUCCGUGCCACCGGCAUGGGACUUUAUACCCUCACAUCCCGACUCGGCGGCCUGUUCAUCACCAUGGUCUUUCCUUUCGGCCUGGGCGCCAUCGGGUGGAAGAUGUGGGUCAUUAACGCCUCGGUCGACAUCCUGAUGGUCAUCUUUGUGAUCUACUACUUCGUCGAGACCGGCGGCCUCACGCUCGAGGAGGUCGACUCGCGGUUCGAUGGCGAGAAGCACUCGUCUGUGCCAGAUCUGCACGACCUACAGAAAGUGUUGGAGGAGGAGUCUGGGAAGGCGAUAUGGUUGACGGAGGGCGUCCCGGUACCUGUUGAGGAAAGUGUUGCUGUGAACACGGUCGACGGAAAGGGCAAGGUCGCGUGAAGCGCCCCAGGAGAUAUAGAGAUAGGGACAGCCUUGAAGCUUUUUCUGAGAUCUUUCGGGUACAGGCAAGGUGCAUUUCCGCUUUGACUUUUGGGGAGAAUUUGCCGUGGACGAGGUAUUGGGAAAUGAUUGUAUGUUCGAUGCUUGCCCUUGGAAUUAUUGCUUAUUCCUGC
Molecule: messenger RNA, 1766 nt
Organism: Aspergillus calidoustus
Lineage: Eukaryota; Fungi; Ascomycota; Eurotiomycetes; Eurotiales; Aspergillaceae
Source: the annotation of a GenBank genome assembly